AUGGCUACUGAAAACCUUGACUCCGUGCCAACAGUCACUAUCAUCGGCGCAGGGCCAUGUGGCUGCGCCUUUGCGGCCGAUUUAGCAAGCCGUGGAAAGUCAGUCAUGCUAUACGCUCAUCCCGAUCAUCGUGGCGGGACGGAUAUGAUUGAAAAGAACAAUGGCUGGUUGAACGCAGCUGGAGAGAUCAGUGGGAAGUUCCAAAUCAAAACAACCAGUGACCUCUAUAUUGCCAUUCGACACUCUCCUUUCAUCGUGACCACAGUCCCCUCAUAUGGACAAGACACCAUCCUGACGUUGCUGAGUCAAUUCGACCUGCGAAACCAUACCCUCAUCAUCAACGUGGGCAAUUUCUUCUACCUCUCCGCCCGCUCGAAGAUCAACGCCCAUGCAAUCCUCGAGACUGACAUCUCCCCUUACGCCACUCGCAUCCAGGGUGACACGGUAUUCGUUAAGGGUUGCAAGAAGUCUCUGUCAAUCUGGGCCGAGCCACCGAACACCACACAGGUCGAGCGACUUGACCCACAGGCGGAGCUCGGCCUCCGACACAAGGUAGAGAAGCUAGUGUGGUGUCAGAAUCUGCUCGAGGUUGGGCUGAACAAUGUCAACCCAGUCGUGCAUUGCCCUGCGGCACUCAUGAAUGCGGGCUGGAUUGAGGCUACCAAGGGCGAUUUCUACUUCUAUGCCCAGGGAAUGUCGCCCGCUGUCUCCCGUGUGACUGAAAAGGUGGACAAGGAGCGCCUGGCAAUUUCCGAUGCAUAUGGGCUCAAGAUCACACCUAUCACGGCGUACAUGAACCAGAACUAUAACAAUGAUCGGGAAUACUCGGACUACCACGACUUUGCUUCAGGCUCCGUGGUACACAACAAAACCAAGAGCUCCCCGUCCUCUCUCAAUCAUCGCUAUUUAUUGGAAGAUGUUCUCUAUGGCUUGGUACCCUGGUACGAGCUUGGUCUGAAGUGUGGUUUGGCUUCGCCAACCAUCAGAGCACUUAUCGAAAUGGCCGCAGUUGUUAGCGGCUUUGACUACUUUGAGCACGGAAGGACCUUGAAGUCUGCUGGACUUGGUGAUGCCACUAAAGAUCAAGUCCUUCAUGCCUUGGGUGGACCAGUGGAUAGUACUAGUGCUCACGCACCCAUUUCAGACUCGCCUAUUGGCAAUAGGCUGGAGUUGCAUGCUCCACUACAGACGGCCCAAGUCGUGGCGUGA
Molecule: messenger RNA, 1209 nt
Organism: Penicillium verrucosum
Lineage: Eukaryota; Fungi; Ascomycota; Eurotiomycetes; Eurotiales; Aspergillaceae
Product: NAD/NADP octopine/nopaline dehydrogenase family protein
Exons: 2
Coding region: 1-1209 (402 amino acids)
Biological process (GO): glycerol-3-phosphate catabolic process
Molecular function (GO): NAD binding; oxidoreductase activity, acting on the CH-OH group of donors, NAD or NADP as acceptor
Source: RefSeq, a predicted model, not a curated record